This is a messenger RNA of Hydractinia symbiolongicarpus, 1888 nucleotides long. Its product is annotated as ORC ubiquitin ligase 1-like. The record is from RefSeq and is a predicted model, not a curated record. Gene Ontology annotation, biological process: protein monoubiquitination; regulation of DNA replication. Gene Ontology annotation, molecular function: ubiquitin-protein transferase activity. The transcript has 6 exons. Lineage: Eukaryota; Metazoa; Cnidaria; Hydrozoa; Anthoathecata; Hydractiniidae. Bases 101 to 1786 code for a protein of 561 amino acids.
CUUACUUUGGGCAAGCAAGGCAACCAAAACAACAGCAAAAAAGACGUGAACACCUGGCACCCUUAUUGAAGCAAAGCAAAUUAUUCAUUGAUACACGAAGAUGGAACGUGUUCAAGCUUCCACAGAAACCAGAUAUCAUAACGGAACAUCCAUUCAUCUUACCCUUUCAAUAUCAUGUCAAAUUUGUUUGGGAAAGGUUAAAGAUCCUGCCAUUUGUUCAAAUCACCAUGUUUUUUGUUCAUCCUGUCUCGAUAGGUGGCUAGAAAAUAGUGCCUAUUGCCCUGCAUGUCGCGUACCAAUUAAUGAAGAAAACCCAUAUAAGAAAAUUUUAGGUAGUUUUGAUGACGAGUCAAACCAGGACUUAAUGAAUGAUCCGUUGGUCAAGUCGCAGAUGAGACGAACCAGAUUGAAGAUGAUGUUUGAAGAAUUCCAACAUGAAAUCGAGUAUUUAGAGCAGACAAUCAAAAGUUAUUCAGCAGAGAAUGUCAAAUUGAAAGAAGAAAAUGAAGAAUUACGUUUACAACUUGAUGAACGAGACAUACAAAGUCGAUUAAAACUGCAUGACUCAAUAAAAAAUAAUAAUACUUCUUCUAAAACCGAAGAAAAUAAUGUAGGCGAUAUUAGAACCAUUCUGAAACUGUCGAAUAAAUUGCAAGAAAUGAUCAGUGCGAAUGAAAGCAUGUCACACGUCAAUGCUGCGUUGAGAAAGGAUAUCAAAAUACUUGAGAAAGAAAGAGAGUCAUGUUUUAAGGAUAUUGAAAAGUUAAAAGAAGAAAACAAAUUCUCACAGUCUCCGCAAAAGUAUAAUAAAUAUGCAAUGGUGGCACUUCAGACCAAAGUGGAUAAUUAUGAACGGGAAGUGCAGCAGUGGAAAAAAGCUUUAAAAAGGGCGGAUGACUACAUUGAGGAGUUAACAUUACAAUUGGAAAUGCAUAAAAAUAAAAGGUUAGUUUCAAAUGACGACUCUUCUGGAGCCAGUGUUUUGGAUAAUGAGUCAUGCGGAAGUGUGAACAAAACCGGUCGUGUAUCUUCUUCUCCGACACGAUCGUGUACUCCUGUUAUAAUGCGCAGUACAAGUGGAAUUAGCGCAAGCGAAACAUUAAUAAAUAUUUCUUCUAAGAAGAAUACUGAUUCAAACGACCAGAGUAAUAAAAACAUAUCAGAUGACGUUAUAAAGCAACAAGAUAGCCCAGCAUUUACCGAUAAAUCCUCUUCUAAUAAUAUAAGCCAUCCUGAUCCUCUUAUGAGCAGAACGAAAGAAAAGACUUCAGAAAAGGUUCUAACAGAACCACACCUUUUUCCAGCAUGUGCAAAGCUGUUAGAAUUGACAAAAGCGCGUCAAAACAUGUCUCCUCCUGGUCGUGAGAGUUAUUCCCGCAAUUUAUUUGGUUACAACCGCGAUGAGCUGAAGGUUUUUUAUCCAAAGUCGUCUAGUUGCUCUCCUCGUGUGACUAUGUCCAGUCCAAGUCACGCAAGUCCAUUUCAACGAGAUCAAGGUCAAGAUGGUAAAUUAUUGAAAAGAAAUUUGGAAGGUGAGGAUAUAACCGUUGUUAUUCCAUCAAAUGAAGAUCCGUGGUUACACGCUGAUUAUCGCCGUACAGGAAGUCCAAGGAAUCCUUCUUAUCCUGCUCAUUUAACAAGCCAAUCCAUGGAAAUGAUAUACAAAGAACGUAUCGAAUACACAGAAAUGGAGGGUGCAGGUAAGCCUACGAUUGAUCACCGCCAGUAUUACCCUCGUCAAGUGAGUCCUGCACCAAGAAAGAAAAUAAAAACAGAAGACUUUUAACAAAGUAACUUUUAAUGUAAAUAGACUAGUAUUUAUAAUAUUGACUCUCACGCUGUGUUUUUUUCGCAUUGACCUUUGUAACAUACUUACAUAUUUAACCUU